Molecule: messenger RNA, 840 nt
Organism: Linum trigynum
Lineage: Eukaryota; Viridiplantae; Streptophyta; Magnoliopsida; Malpighiales; Linaceae
Source: the annotation of a GenBank genome assembly
UCACUACACCACGAAGGCCAACCAAAACAACAUAUAUAAUUAGCCAACCAUGGAGAAGUAUAGCGACGCAUCUUCUGCCCGCAAAGUAGCAGCUGUGUGGAUAGCUCUCGUUGUGCUGUUAGGCUAUGCCUGCACCGGCAUUGAAUCGCAAUGCGGCAGUGAAGCGCCCGUCGACACCGUGCCUUGUCCUAACUACGAGAACUGUGUGGACAAAGUCAUCACCGCGCUGCAGAAUGCAACGCCCAACAAAAAGGACUUCAGUUACACCAGGAUAUACCCGCGUGGCACCUACGGCGGCGUUACGGGUUCCGCCAGUUGUUACCCAACUACCGACGUCCAACACUGCCAAGACUGUCUUGAUGGUGCCAAGGACGUGCUGGACGGCUGCAAAUCUUAUGCCGCCGCAGGCUCUUUCGUCGGCGACGUCUGUACCAUGUCUUAUGCCCAGUUCCUCCCUCAUGAAUGACAGCUAUAGGGAACUGUACGUGAUCAAUAACAAGCUAGGCGGCCUAGUGAAAAUAGCACUCUCUUGGGAUUUUUCCUUUCUGUCCCAUUGAACUUUGAAGUUGUUAUACUAUCAAAAAAAAAAAAAACUUUGAAGUUGUUUUGAAUAACUACUUUCUGGAGGUAUGUUUAAAAUCGAUCUUGGGUCACGUGUGGCAGAGUUGGAUUAAGAUCUUGGAUUCAGUCUCGUCCUCGCUCAAUAUGUGUUCAUCAUAAGUUCAUAACCAUUAAUCAUCAUUCCCAUCUGUACCUCUUAAAAUCUCACAUCUAAACAUAUAUAUGGUCGGUGCAACUAAAUUAUUUGAGGACUGAGACACAUAAAUCAAUGUAUUGUUC